AUGGCAACGCAGCCUCAAACAAUUACGGUUCCACCUUGCCGCAACUAUUUGAAAUCCCCUCCCCUUCCUCAGCUUUUGGAUUUCCCUCCUCUCCAUUCUUUUUUUUUUCAUUUUUCAGUGUGGCAGCAAAAGAGGACGGAACGAAUUGAGGGAAGCAAAUUGUUCAUAGCACACACGAAAAGAAAAAGAAAAUGA
This is a messenger RNA of Trypanosoma brucei brucei TREU927, 195 nucleotides long. RefSeq lists its product as hypothetical. Lineage: Eukaryota; Euglenozoa; Kinetoplastea; Trypanosomatida; Trypanosomatidae. The record is from RefSeq and is a predicted model, not a curated record. The transcript has a single exon. The coding region runs from base 1 to 195 and encodes 64 amino acids.